Molecule: messenger RNA, 1806 nt
Organism: Humulus lupulus (European hop)
Lineage: Eukaryota; Viridiplantae; Streptophyta; Magnoliopsida; Rosales; Cannabaceae
Product: serine/threonine-protein kinase WAG1-like
Exons: 1
Coding region: 78-1535 (485 amino acids)
Biological process (GO): protein phosphorylation
Cellular component (GO): plasma membrane; cytoplasm; nucleus
Molecular function (GO): ATP binding; protein serine/threonine kinase activity
Source: RefSeq, a predicted model, not a curated record
AAUACAAUCACAAGCAAGGAAAAGAAAAUCUCUUCACAACAAUAUAGUUUUUGGAUCUACAUUCAGACAUACAUGCAAUGCAGUCACCGGCAUCAACCGCCAUGGACGAAGAAUCAGCUCUCUUCUUCCCGUCGGAUACAGAUCUCGAUUUCAGUUUCACCAGCUUUACCACUGCCACUUCCUCCUCAACCACAGCUCGCACCAGUUUGGCCCGGAGCAGCCUCACCCUCAGCUUCAACGACCGCCUCUCUACCACUCUGGAGAGCACCAAUACGACGCCGCUUUGCUCCCGUCCCCACCGCGCUUGGGACACACACUGGUCCGCCAUUAAGACUGCUCUCAACCUCUCGUCCGACGGCGCUCUCCACCUCCGCCACCUCAAGCUUCUUCGCCACCUUGGCACAGGGAAUCUCGGAAGAGUCUUCCUCUGCCGCCUCAGGGACUCUGAUCACGUUACUAACAGCUGCUUUGCACUCAAGGUUGUCGAUAAGGACUCUCUGAGUCCCAAGAAGCUCUCACACGUGCGAACGGAGGCCGACAUCCUCUCCUUGCUGGACCACCCUUUCCUCCCUACGCUCUACGCCCACAUUGAGGUCUCCCACUACACGUGUCUUCUAAUUGACUACUGCUCCGGCGGUGACCUCCACUCUCUCCUCAGGAAACAGCCCGGUAAUAGGCUAUCGGUAAAGGCGGUCAAGUUCUUCGCCGCCGAAGUCCUGGUGGCCCUAGAGUACUUGCACGCGCUGGGAAUCGUGUACCGGGAUCUGAAACCGGAGAACAUUCUGUUAAGGGACGACGGCCAUAUCAUGCUGUCCGACUUCGAUUUGUGCUUCAAGGCCGACGUGGUCCCCACUCUAAUUGAAACUCGCACGACCCGACGCGUGGUUUCCACGUCCAAGACUCAGUGCAGUUGUUUCGGUUGGAAAGAUCGUAGUAACAGUGAUAGUAGUAACAUUGACGAGAGAGAACCGGAGGGAGAUGAGACGGUGACCGAGUUCAUUGCGGAGCCAACGACGGCGUUUUCUAGGUCAUGCGUUGGGACCCACGAGUACCUUGCUCCAGAAUUGAUAUCGGGAAUGGGACAUGGAAACGGAGUGGACUGGUGGGCUUUCGGGGUGUUGUUAUAUGAGCUGAUGUACGGAACGACACCGUUUAAAGGAGGAAGUAAGGAGAGCACACUGCGCAAUAUAGCGUCGAGCAGGCAGGUGAAGUUUCCGGAUGUUGAGGAAGAAGGAACGAAGGAGGCGAGGGACUUGAUUCAAAAGCUGUUGGUGAAGGACCCGCGUAGGAGGCUAGGGUGCGCCAGGGGGGCCACAGACGUUAAACGGCACCCCUUUUUCGAUGGGGUGAAGUGGGCGUUGAUCAGAAACUAUAAACCUCCGGCGGAGGUGAGAGGGUUGGAGAAGAAGACGAAGACGAAGACGCACGUGACGAGAGGACUGUCAUACUCUCAUCCCCACAAGAGACGCCGGUUCUCUAGGUGGUGGAAGGGACUCGGUUACAACAAGAAGAAGAAAGCCGGUGGUUUGUUAUAGCUGUAAUUUUUUUUCCCUUUCUUUUUUAUUAAAAAAAAUCAGAGUUUUCAAGCCAAGCACAACAGAGGCACAGGUCACUACAGGUGUUUUUUUUUUUAUGGAUCAACGACACUGUAAAAAAAAGUUAGGCAGACAAAAAAAAUAUUAAAGAGAGGGGCUUUGAGAAGCGUUGCUUGUAAUUUUUUUUUGGAUACAUUAAUUAAUUAUUCGAGAGUUCUUACAUGUGGAUCGAUGUUAUACUUUUAAUAAAGAUUCAUAUAUAAUUAUUUAA